AUGGCUUGGGAUUACGAGUACAAAGGGGUCAUAUGUGAAACUGAUAAUCUUGAUGCAUUUUUUUUUGUUUUGCGAGGCACAACCAGCAUAAUUAGGAAUGACUCUAAUCUGCUUGACAAGAUCAAAGAGAUGCUCCAGCGCAAUUGGACAGCUACUUUACUAUCUGGAUUGUUUGUUGAGUUUGGAUCUAUUUUAAAUUUGUCGGAAGCGACCUUCUCCUACCUAAACGACGCCGGCGAGAUUCAAGCCACCACCAUCUCUGACCUAACGAAAGGCAAAAAGGCCAUCCUCUUCGCCAUUCCAAGAGCCUUCACACCAACCUACUCGCAGAAGCACGUUUCGGGAUUCGUGGAGAAGUCAGCGGAGCUGAAGGCGAAAGGCAUGGACACAAUCGCGUGUAUUUCGGUCAACGAUGAAUUCAUGAUGAAGGCAUGA
This is a messenger RNA of Arachis ipaensis, 435 nucleotides long. The record is from RefSeq and is a predicted model, not a curated record. Lineage: Eukaryota; Viridiplantae; Streptophyta; Magnoliopsida; Fabales; Fabaceae.